Messenger RNA from Nycticebus coucang (slow loris), 15296 nucleotides. RefSeq names its product MYC binding protein 2 (gene MYCBP2). Gene Ontology annotation, cellular component: nucleus. Bases 256 to 14577 code for a protein of 4773 amino acids. The transcript is spliced from 86 exons. The record is from RefSeq and is a predicted model, not a curated record. NCBI's taxonomy places the organism in Eukaryota, Metazoa, Chordata, Mammalia, Primates, Lorisidae.
CGGCAGCGGCGGCAACGCCUCCUGCUCACACUCCCGGGGUGGCGGGGUUAGAUGAGCGGCCCCAGUAGCGGCGAGGGCGGUGCGGGGGGGAAGGGGAGGAGACGAAGGAGGAGGAGGAGGAGAUCGCUGUCUUUGUAGUCUCCCAGCCGUGGGAGCCGGAGGCCGCCGGCGGAGCCGUCGUCGUUGGAAAAGGGCUGUGUGUGCGCGCGCGUGUCUGCCCGCCCGGCCCGCGGGGACGAGGCGGCGGCGGCGAGGAUGAUGAUGUGCGCAGCGACUGCUUCCCUCGCCGCCGCCUCCUCGGGCCCCGGCGGGGACGGAUUCUUCCCAGCCGCCACCUUCUCUUCCUCCCCGGCGCCGGGGGCGCUGUUCAUGCCGGUUCCCGAGGGCUCCUUGGCUGCUGCCGGGCUGGGGCUGGGGCUGCCCGCCGUGGACUCCCGGGGUCACUACCAGCUGCUGCUGUCAGGCCGGGCCCUGGCCGACCGCUACCGGAGGAUUUACACAGCUGCGCUCAGUGACAGAGACCAGGGAGGCAGCAGCGCUGGACACCCAGCCUCCAGGAAUAAGAAAAUUUUAAAUAAGAAGAAAUUGAAAAGAAAACAGAAGAGCAAAUCAAAAGUGAAGACAAGAAGCAAGUCUGAAAACUUGGAGAAUGCAGUCAUCAUACCAGAUAUCAAACUACAUAGCAACCCUUCUGCUUUCAAUAUUUACUGCAAUGUACGUCACUGCGUCCUGGAGUGGCAGAAAAAGGAAACAUCAUUGGCAGCUGCAUCUAAGAACUCUGUACAGAGUGGAGAAUCAGACAGUGAUGAAGAGGAGGAAUCCAAAGAGCCCCCUAUCAAGCUUCCGAAGAUUAUUGAGGUUGGACUUUGUGAAGUUUUUGAAUUGAUCAAGGAGAUGCGAUUUUCUCAUCCAUCCCUGUGUCUCAGGAGUCUCCAAGCUCUGCUCAACGUGCUUCAGGGUCAGCAGCCUGAAGGCCUCCAGUCAGAGCCACCUGAGGUCCUAGAGUCUCUCUUCCAGCUCCUUUUGGAAAUCACUGUUCGAAGUACUGGAAUGAAUGACAGCACAGGACAGUCCCUCACAGCACUUUCCUGUGCUUGCCUCUUUAGUCUGGUGGCCUCUUGGGGAGAAACAGGAAGGACACUUCAGGCCAUUUCUGCUAUCCUCACCAACAAUGGUAGCCAUGCUUGCCAAACUAUUCAGGUGCCAAUAAUACUAAAUUCACUACAGAGAAGUGUACAGGCAGUUUUGGUCGGAAAAAUCCAAAUUCAGGACUGGUUUAGUAAUGGCAUUAAGAAAGCAGCUUUAAUGCACAAGUGGCCAUUAAAAGAAAUAUCUGUUGAUGAAGAUGACCAGUGUCUACUUCAGAAUGAUGGAUUUUUUCUUUAUCUGUUAUGCAAGGAUGGAUUAUACAAAAUAGGCUCUGGAUACAGUGGAACAGUUAGGGGCCAUAUAUACAAUUCUACAUCCCGCAUCAGAAACAGAAAAGAAAAAAAGUCUUGGUUAGGGUAUGCUCAGGGUUAUUUAUUAUAUAGAGAUAUGAAUAACCACAGCAGGACAGCCAUAAGAAUAAGCCCUGAAACAUUGGAACAAGAUGGUACUGUGAUGUUGCCAGAUUGCCACACUGAAAGUCAAAAUAUUUUAUUCACUGAUGGAGAAUAUAUUAAUCAGAUAGCUGCUUCAAGAGAUGAUGGUUUUGUUGUCAGAAUAUUUGCCACAAGCACUGAACCCGUGCUGCAGCAAGAGUUACAGCUUAAACUGGCCAGGAAGUGCUUACAUGCCUGUGGUAUCUCACUGUUUGAUCUGGAAAAGGACCUGCAUAUUAUAAGUACAGGAUUUGAUGAGGAGUCAGCAGUUCUUGGUGCAGGACGAGAGUUUGCAUUAAUGAAAACAGCAAAUGGGAAGGUAUAUUACACUGGCAAAUACCAGAGCCUUGGAAUCAAACAAGGUGGUCCUUCAGCAGGAAAAUGGGUUGAGCUACCAAUUACAAAAUCUCCAAAGAUAGUACACUUCUCAGUUGGACACGAUGGCUCUCAUGCUCUUUUAGUUGCAGAAGACGGAAGCAUAUUCUUUACAGGAUCUGCUAGCAAAGGAGAAGAUGGAGAGUCAACUAAAAGUAGACGGCAAUCAAAACCCUAUAAACCUAAAAAGAUAAUUAAGAUGGAAGGAAAAAUUGUGGUAUAUACAGCCUGUAAUAAUGGAAGUAGUUCUGUUAUAUCUAAAGAUGGAGAACUAUACAUGUUCGGAAAAGAUGCCAUUUACUCUGAUAGUUCAAGUUUGGUAACUGAUUUGAAGGGUCAUUUUGUAACUCAGGUGGCUAUGGGCAAAGCUCACACUUGUGUUUUAAUGAAGAACGGAGAGGUUUGGACAUUUGGUGUAAAUAAUAAAGGACAGUGUGGACGAGACACUGGUGCUAUGAACCAAGGAGGGAAAGGGUUUGGAGUUGAAAAUAUGGCAACAGCAAUGGAUGAAGACCUGGAAGAAGAGCUAGAUGAAAAAGAUGAGAAGUCCAUGAUGUGCCCUCCGGGCAUGCAUAAAUGGAAGCUGGAGCAGUGCAUGGUUUGCACUGUGUGUGGAGACUGUACAGGGUACGGAGCCAGCUGCGUCAGCAGUGGGCGUCCGGACAGAGUCCCUGGAGGGAUCUGUGGUUGCGGUUCUGGAGAAUCAGGCUGUGCUGUAUGUGGAUGUUGCAAGGCUUGUGCCAGAGAGUUGGAUGGUCAGGAGGCCAGACAAAGAGGCAUUCUUGAUGCAGUGAAAGAAAUGAUACCGUUAGAUCUUCUUUUAGCUGUCCCAGUACCCGGGGUUAAUAUUGAAGAACAUCUUCAGUUACGACAAGAAGAAAAACGGCAGCGUGUAAUCAGAAGACAUAGAUUAGAGGAAGGAAGAGGCCCCAUUGUAUUUGCUGGUCCUAUUUUUAUGAACCAUCGAGAACAGGCUCUAGCCAGACUCAGAUCCCAUCCAGCACAGCUAAAGCAUAAGCGGGACAAGCACAAAGUGAUAUUUGCAAACAGAAACAUACAACAUAGCUUUCAAGAUUGCUUCUUUGCAGAUGGUAGUGGAGAAAGAGGAGAAAAGGAUGCAAGCAAAAUCACAACGUAUCCACCAGGCUCUGUGCGAUUUGACUGUGAACUCCGGGCAGUCCAAGUCAGCUGUGGAUUUCACCAUUCAGUGGUUUUAAUGGAAAAUGGAGACGUGUAUACAUUUGGUUAUGGGCAGCAUGGGCAGCUGGGACAUGGAGAUGUCAACUCCAGGGGAUGUCCCACUCUUGUUCAAGCAUUGCCAGGCCCUAGCACACAGGUCACUGCAGGCAGCAACCAUACGGCAGUACUUUUAAUGGACGGACAGGUCUUCACGUUUGGGAGUUUUUCUAAAGGACAACUGGGCAGACCAAUUGUGGAUGUGCCAUAUUGGAAUGCAAAGCCAGCUCCCAUGCCUAAUAUUGGAUCAAAAUAUGGAAGAAAAGCUACUUGGAUAGGUGCAAGUGGGGACCAGACUUUCUUACGAAUUGAUGAAGCACUUAUUAAUUCUCAUGUACUUGCUACAUCAGAAAUUUUUGCCAGUAAACAUAUAAUAGGCUUGGUACCUGCUUCUUUAUCAGAACCUCCUCCGUUUAAGUGUCUUCUGAUAAAUAAAGUGGAUGGGAGUUGUAAAACUUUUAAUGACUCAGAACAAGAGGAUCUGCAAGGAUUUGGUGUUUGUCUUGAUCCUGUAUAUGAUGUAAUUUGGAGGUUUCGCCCAAAUACCAGAGAACUGUGGUGUUACAAUGCAGUGGUUGCUGAUGCCAGACUUCCCUCUGCAGCGGAUAUGCAGUCCAGAUGUAGUAUCCUGAGUCCUGAACUUGCUCUGCCAACAGGAUCGAGGGCUCUCACCACCCGAUCUCAUGCAGCUUUGCACAUUCUAGGUUGUCUUGAUACCUUGGCAACUAUGCAGGACUUAAAGAUGGGUGUUGCAAGUACAGAGGAGGAGACUCAAGCAGUAAUGAAGGUUUAUUCCAAAGAAGAUUAUAGCAUAGUAAACAGAUUUGAAAGUCAUGGUGGGGGUUGGGGUUACUCUGCCCAUUCAGUAGAAGCUAUACGUUUCAGUGCUGACACUGACAUUUUACUUGGUGGUCUUGGUCUGUUUGGAGGUAGAGGAGAAUAUACUGCUAAAAUUAAGUUGUUUGAGUUGGGUCCCGAUGGAGGAGAUCAUGAAACUGAUGGAGACCUUCUUGCAGAGACUGAUGUGCUGGCUUACGACUGUGCUGCGAGAGAAAAAUAUGCAAUGAUGUUUGAUGAGCCAGUUCUCCUGCAAGCUGGUUGGUGGUAUGUGGCAUGGGCCCGAGUGUCAGGACCCAGCAGUGACUGUGGGUCUCAUGGACAAGCAUCUAUUACCACAGAUGAUGGGGUUGUUUUUCAGUUUAAGAGUUCAAAGAAGUCAAAUAAUGGUACAGAUGUUAAUGCUGGUCAGAUACCGCAAUUAUUAUACAGACUUCCAACCAGCGAUGGCGGUGCUUCCAAAGGCAAGCAGCAAACCAGUGAGCCUGUACACAUUUUAAAGAGAUCUUUUGCAAGAACUGUCUCAGUGGAAUGUUUUGAGUCGUUGUUGAGUAUUCUUCACUGGAGCUGGACGACCUUAGUCUUAGGAGUUGAAGAACUCAGAGGAUUAAAAGGUUUCCAGUUCACAGCUACCCUUCUAGAUUUAGAGAGACUGCGCUUUGUUGGUACCUGUUGUCUGAGGUUAUUGCGUGUCUAUACCUGUGAAAUUUACCCAGUGUCAGCUACAGGCAAAGCAGUUGUAGAAGAAACUAGCAAAUUAGCAGAAUGUAUUGGAAAAACUAGAACUUUGUUAAGAAAAAUUUUAUCAGAAGGAGUUGAUCACUGCAUGGUAAAGUUGGAUAAUGAUCCUCAAGGAUAUCUCAGUCAACCCUUGAGUCUCCUGGAAGCUGUCCUACAGGAGUGUCAUAAUACUUUCACUGCCUGUUUUCAUUCUUUCUACCCAACUCCUGCCUUACAGUGGGCGUGCCUUUGUGAUCUGCUGAAUUGUUUGGAUCAGGAUAUCCAGGAAGCAAACUUCAAGACAUCAAGUAGCCGACUCCUUGCAGCUGUCAUGUCGGCUCUGUGCCACACUUCUGUGAAGCUGACUUCCAUCUUCCCUAUUGCAUAUGACGGAGAAGUGCUACUGCGAUCAAUUGUGAAACAAGUUAGCACAGAGAAUGACUCAGCACUAGUUCAUCGUUUUCCUCUUUUGGUGGCACAUAUGGAAAAACUCAGCCAGAGUGAGGAGAAUAUCUCAGGGAUGACAAGCUUCCGUGAAGUUUUGGAGAAAAUGCUGGUUAUUGUAGUGCUACCAGUGAGGAACAGCCUGAGGAGAGAAAAUGAGCUCUUCUCCUCCCACCUGGUCUCCAACACCUGUGGAUUACUCGCCAGUAUUGUCAGUGAACUGACAGCAUCAGCCUUGGGAUCUGAGGUUGACGGACUUAAUUCCCUCCACUCUGUCAAAGCUAGUGCUAACCGAUUCACGAAAACCAGUCAGGGAAGAAGUUGGAACACUGGGAAUGGAUCCCCUGAUGCAAUCUGUUUUUCAGUCGACAAACCUGGAAUAGUUGUGGUUGGUUUCUCUGUCUAUGGAGGAGGUGGAAUUCAUGAAUAUGAAUUAGAGGUGUUGGUUGAUGAUAGUGAACAUGCAGGCGAUUCAACUCAUUCCCACAGAUGGACCUCUCUAGAGUUAGUCAAGGGAACAUAUACAACAGAUGACUCACCCAGUGAUAUAGCUGAAAUAAGACUUGACAAAGUGGUUCCUUUAAAGGAAAAUGUUAAAUAUGCUGUGCGUUUGAGGAACUAUGGAAGCCGGACGGCCAAUGGGGAUGGAGGAAUGACUACAGUUCAGUGCCCUGAUGGUGUGACGUUUACAUUCAGCACAUGCAGCUUGAGUAGUAAUGGCACAAACCAAACUAGAGGACAGAUUCCACAGAUACUCUACUAUAGGAGUGAAUUUGAUGGAGAUUUACAAUCUCAACUUCUGAGUAAAGCUAAUGAAGAAGAUAAAAACUGUAGCAGAGCUCUCUCUGUUGUAAGCACUGUCGUUCGAGCUGCUAAGGACCUCUUGCACAGAGCUCUUGCUGUGGAUGCUGAUGACAUUCCAGAACUGCUCAGUUCUUCCAGUCUGUUUUCCAUGCUGCUUCCCCUUAUCAUAGCCUACAUAGGACCAGUAGCUGCUGCUAUUCCCAAGGUGGCUGUAGAAGUCUUUGGCCUUGUCCAACAAUUGCUUCCCUCCGUUGCCAUUUUGAAUCAGAAGUAUGCACCUCCUGCAUUCAAUCCUAAUCAGUCAACAGAUAGCACCACAGGAAACCAGCCUGAACAAGGCCUCUCUGCUUGUACAACCUCUAAUCACUAUGCUGUCAUAGAGAGCGAGCACCCAUAUAAACCUGCCUGUGUGAUGCACUACAAGGUGACAUUCCCAGAAUGUGUCAGGUGGAUGACAAUCGAAUUUGACCCUCAGUGUGGCACUGCCCAGUCAGAAGAUGUCCUCCGUUUGUUGAUUCCUGUCAGAACUAUUCAGAAUUCAGGAUAUGGACCAAAAUUGACAUCUGUUCAUGAAAAUCUUAAUUCAUGGAUAGAAUUAAAAAAAUUUUCAGGAUCCUCUGGAUGGCCUACUAUGGUUUUAGUGUUGCCUGGAAACGAAGCCCUUUUUUCAUUGGAGACUGCAUCAGAUUAUGUGAAAGACGACAAAGCUUCUUUCUAUGGUUUCAAAUGUUUUGCAAUUGGAUAUGAAUUUAGCCCUGGGCCUGAUGAGGGAGUGAUUCAGUUAGAAAAAGAACUAGCCAACCUCGGUGGGAUUUGUGCAGCAGCUUUGAUGAAAAAGGAUCUAGCACUUCCUAUUGGUAAUGAAUUAGAAGAAGAUCUUGAAAUUCUUGAAGAGGCUGCAUUGCAGGUGUGCAAAACCCAUUCUGGUAUUCUUGGAAAGGGCUUAGCUCUUUCUCAUUCACCAACUAUACUAGAGGCACUUGAAGGAAAUUUACCACUCCAAAUCCAAAGCAAUGAGCAGUCCUUUCUGGAUGAUUUUAUUGCUUGUGUUCCAGGAUCGAGUGGUGGAAGGCUUGCAAGGUGGCUUCAGCCAGAUUCCUAUGCUGAUCCUCAGAAAACGUCUUUGAUCCUGAAUAAAGAUGAUAUUCGUUGUGGUUGGCCUACUACCAUAACUGUUCAAACAAAAGACCAGUAUGGGGAUGUAGUGCAUGUUCCCAGUAUGAAGGUGGAAGUGAAAGCCGUCCCUGUUUCUCAGAAAAAAACAUCUUUACAACAAGAACAAGUAAAGAAAUCUCAAAGAAUUCCAGGGAGUCCUGCAGUAACAGCUGCAGCUCCAAAUACUGACAUGACUUUUGGCGGACUGGCAUCACCAAAGCUGGAUGUUUCAUAUGAACCAAUGAUAGUGAAGGAGGCUCGAUAUAUUGCCAUAACUAUGAUGAAGGUUUAUGAAAAUUAUUCAUUUGAAGAAUUGCGUUUUGCAUCACCAACUCCUAAAAGACCCAGUGAGAAUAUGCUGAUCCGUGUCAAUAAUGAUGGCACUUACUGUGCAAAUUGGACUCCGGGGGCUAUUGGACUCUACACUAUUCAUGUUACUAUUGAUGGCAUUGAAAUAGAUGCUGGCCUAGAAGUAAAAGUAAAAGAUCCACCAAAAGGGAUGAUACCACCAGGAACCCAAAUGGUAAAACCAAAGACUGAACCUCAACCAAAUAAGGUUCGAAAAUUUGUUGCCAAGGACAGUGCUGGGCUCCGUAUUCGGAGCCAUCCUUCCCUCCAGAGUGAGCAGAUAGGCAUCGUGAAAGUUAAUGGAACUAUCACUUUUAUUGAUGAGAUCCACAAUGAUGAUGGUGUAUGGCUGCGACUGAAUGAUGAGACAAUAAAGAAAUAUGUUCCUAACAUGAAUGGUUACACUGAAGCUUGGUGCCUCUCUUUUAAUCAACAUCUUGGCAAGAGCCUUCUGGUCCCUGUUGACAAUAUCUUUAAUGCUAGCCAAGGAGUCAGGGAUUUGGACGUAUUUUCAUGGACUUCCAAAGCUUUUUUCCCCCAGGAAUCUAAAACUAAUACUGAUGACUUUUUCAAAGACAUAAAUUCCUGCUGCCCACAGGAAGCAACAAUGCAAGAGCAAGAUAUGCCAUUCUUGCGAGGAGGGCCAGGCAUGUACAAGGUAGUGAAGACGGGACCUUCAGGUCACAACAUCAGAAGCUGCCCUAACCUUAGAGGUAUCCCAAUUGGAAUGUUAGUUCUGGGAAACAAAGUCAAAGCAGUGGGAGAGGUAACCAAUUCUGAAGGUACAUGGGUGCAGCUGGAUAAGAACAGCAUGGUAGAGUUCUGUGAGAGUGAUGAAGGAGAGGCAUGGUCCUUAGCUAGAGACAGAGGCGGAAACCAGUACCUGCGACAUGAAGAUGAACAAGUUCUUCUGGAUCAAAAUUCUCAAACUCCUCCUCCAAGCCCUUUCUCAGUACAAGCUUUUAAUAAAGGGGCAAGUUGCAGUGCCCAGGGAUUUGAUUAUGGACUCGGAAACAAUAAAGGUGACCAACUGAGUGCCAUAUUGAAUUCCAUUCAGUCACGACCCAAUCUCCCAGCUCCUUCCAUCUUUGAUCAAGCUGCAAAACCUCCCUCUUCCCUAGUCCACAGCCCAUUUGUGUUUGGACAGCCCCUUUCCUUCCAGCAGCCUCAGCUUCAGAGUGACCGAGGAAAUGUCUUGACAUCUUCUAGACCAGCCUGUACAUCAGGAAAAUCAGAGCUGUCAUCUAAACACAGCAGAUCACUUAAACCUGAUGGACGUAUGAGCCGGACUACUGCUGACCAAAAGAAGUCAAGGGGUACAGACAGUUUAUCUGCCAGUGAAUCCCUGAUGUUAAAAUCUGAUGCUGCAAAGUUGAGAUCAGAUUCCCAUAGUAGGUCAUUGUCCCCCAACCAUAACACCUUGCAGACGCUGAAAUCUGAGGGGAGGAUAUCUUCUAGCUUUAGAGCCGAAUCCCCAGGACCAGGUUCUCGGUCAUCAUCUCCUAAGCCAAAGACUCUCCCCUCCAAUAGGUCUAGCCCAGCAGGCACUAGUUCUCCACGCUCCUCCUCACCACAUGAUAAAAAUCUACCUCAAAAAAGCACUGCUCCUGUUAAGACAAAACUUGAUCCUCCUCGGGAACGUUCCAAAUCAGACUCAUACACACUUGAUCCAGAUACCCUCCGUAAGAAGAAAAUGCCCCUCACAGAACCGUUAAGGGGGCGAUCGACAUCACCAAAACCAAAAUCAGUACCAAAGGAUUCUAAAGAUUCUCCUGGAUCUGAAAACAGAGCUCCUUCUCCCCAUGUGGUACAGGAAAACCUUCAUAGUGAGGUGGUUGAAGUGUGCACCUCAAGUACCUUAAAAACAAAUAGUCUAACAGACAGUACCUGUGAUGAAAGUAGUGAGUUUAAGAGUGUGGAUGAGGGUUCCAAUAAAGUUCAUUUCAGCAUCGGAAAAGCACCACUGAAAGAUGAACAGGAAAUGAGAGCAUCCCCCAAAAUAAGUCGCAAAUGUGCUAAUAGGCACACCAGGCCCAAAAAAGAAAAGUCUAGUUUUCUUUUCAAAGGAGAUGGAUCCAAAUCUUUAGAGUCAGCCAAGCAAGCCAUGUCUCCUUCUGUGGCUGAGUGUGCCAGAGCAGUCUUUGCCUCCUUCCUGUGGCAUGAGGGCAUAGUACAUGAUGCAAUGGCUUGUUCUUCUUUCUUGAAAUUCAAUCCUGAACUUUCCAAAGAACAUGCUCCGAUAAGGAGUAGUUUAAAUAGCCAGCAGCCUACAGAGGAAAAAGAAACCAAGUUAAAAAAUAGACACUCGUUGGAAAUAUCAUCUGCACUGAAUAUGUUUAAUAUUGCACCUCAUGGACCAGAUAUAUCUAAGAUGGGUAGCAUCAAUAAAAAUAAGGUGUUGUCCAUGCUUAAGGAACCGCCUCUGCAUGAAAAGUGUGAGGAUGGGAAAACCGAAGCCACUUUUGAAAUGUCCAUGCAUCACACAAUGAAGUCUAAAUCUCCUCUUCCCUUAACUUUACAACAUUUAGUGGCUUUUUGGGAAGACAUCUCUUUGGCUACAAUCAAAGCUGCUUCUCAGAAUAUGAUCUUUCCAAGUCCUGGUUCCUGUGCUGUCCUUAAAAAGAAAGAAUGUGAGAAAGAGAAUAAGAAGGCCAAAAAGGAAAAAAAGAAAAAAGAAAAGGCAGAAGUUAGACCCAGGGGUAAUUUGUUUGGAGAGAUGGCCCAGCUGGCAGUGGGAGGACCAGAGAAAGACACCAUCUGUGAGCUGUGUGGAGAGUCACAUCCAUACCCAGUGACCUAUCACAUGAGACAAGCUCACCCAGGUUGUGGCCGAUAUGCUGGUGGACAAGGUUACAAUAGCAUUGGGCAUUUUUGUGGAGGAUGGGCUGGUAAUUGUGGUGAUGGUGGCAUAGGAGGAAGCACUUGGUAUCUGGUGUGUGAUCGCUGUAGAGAAAAAUACCUCCGUGAAAAACAGGCCGCUGCAAGGGAGAAGGUCAAACAAUCUAGGAGAAAACCAAUGCAGGUCAAGACCCCUCGUGCCUUGCCCACCAUGGAAGCUCACCAGGUGAUUAAAGCCAAUGCACUCUUCCUGCUGUCCCUAAGCAGUGCCGCAGAACCCAGCAUUCUCUGUUACCAUCCUGCAAAACCAUUCCAGUCCCAGCUGCCCAGCGUGAAAGAGGGCAUUUCUGAGGAUCUUCCUGUGAAAAUGCCUUGUCUCUACCUGCAGACAUUAGCUAGGCAUCAUCAUGAAAAUUUUGUGGGUUAUCAAGAUGACAACCUAUUUCAGGAUGAAAUGAGAUACCUGCGUUCAACAUCUGUACCUGCCCCAUACAUAUCAGUAACUCCUGAUGCAAGUCCUAAUGUAUUUGAAGAACCAGAGAGCAAUAUGAAGUCUAUGCCACCAAGUUUGGAAACCAGUCCCAUAACUGAUACUGACCUGGCAAAGAGAACUGUCUUCCAAAGAUCAUACUCAGUUGUUGCUUCUGAAUAUGAUAAGCAACACUCCAUUUUACCUGCACGAGUUAAGGCUAUUCCUAGAAGAAGAGUUAACAGUGGAGACACUGAAGUUGGUUCCUCCCUAUUGAGACAUCCAUCUCCGGAGCUUUCUCGGCUAAUCUCAGCCCAUAGCUCCCUUUCUAAAGGAGAACGAAAUUUCCAAUGGCCAGUUUUAGCUUUUGUCAUACAGCAUCAUGAUCUAGAAGGUCUUGAAAUAGCAAUGAAACAGGCCUUAAGGAAAUCUGCUUGUCGAGUUUUUGCUAUGGAGGCUUUCAACUGGCUUCUGUGUAAUGUCAUCCAAACCACUUCUCUUCAUGAUAUUCUGUGGCAUUUUGUGGCAUCAUUAACUCCUGCUCCAGUGGAACCAGAAGAAGAAGAGGAUGAAGAAAACAAGACAAACAAAGAAAAUUUAGAACAAGAGAAAGAUACAAGAGUAUGUGAACAUCCACUCUCAGACAUAGUGAUUGCAGGUGAAGCUGCUCAUCCUUUGCCGCACACAUUCCAUCGCCUACUUCAGACCAUCUCUGAUCUUAUGAUGUCUCUCCCCAGUGGCAGUUCAUUACAACAAAUGGCCCUAAGAUGCUGGAGUCUCAAAUUCAAGCAAUCCGAUCACCAGUUUCUCCAUCAGAGCAACGUCUUUCACCACAUUAACAACAUUUUGUCAAAAUCAGAUGAUGGCGAUAGUGAAGAGAGCUUUAGCAUCAGUAUACAAUCUGGCUUUGAAGCUAUGAGUCAGGAAUUAUGCAUAGUAAUGUGCUUAAAGGACCUAACCAGCAUUGUUGACAUAAAAACUUCAAGCCGACCUGCCAUGAUUGGCAGCUUGACAGAUGGCUCUACAGAAACCUUUUGGGAAUCAGGAGAUGAAGAUAAAAACAAAACUAAGAACAUCACCAUCAACUGUGUGAAAGGAAUCAAUGCGCGCUAUGUCUCUGUUCACGUGGACAAUUCCCGAGAUCUUGGGAAUAAAGUUACCUCAAUGACCUUCUUAACUGGCAAAGCAGUAGAAGAUUUAUGCAGAAUAAAGCAGGUCGAUCUGGAUUCCAGGCACAUUGGUUGGGUAACAAGUGAACUUCCAGGAGGGGAUAAUCACAUCAUCAAAAUUGAGUUAAAGGGCCCAGAAAAUACACUAAGAGUUCGACAAGUCAAAGUCCUGGGCUGGAAAGAUGGUGAAAGCACAAAAAUCGCUGGCCAGAUUUCAGCCAGUGUGGCCCAGCAAAGGAACUGUGAAGCUGAGACGCUACGAGUUUUCAGACUUAUUACAUCUCAAGUGUUUGGAAAGCUCAUCUCUGGAGAUGCAGAACCUACACCGGAACAGGAGGAAAAAGCACUCUUGUCCUCACCUGAAGGAGAGGAAAAAGUAUACAAUGCAACAUCAGAUGCUGACCUCAAAGAACAUAUGGUUGGGAUCAUAUUCAGCAGGAGUAAACUGACUAACUUACAAAAACAGGUAUGUGCUCACAUCGUCCAAGCUAUUCGCAUGGAAGCCACCAGGGUCCGUGAAGAAUGGGAGCAUGCCAUAUCAAGCAAAGAAAAUGCCAAUUCUCAGCCAAAUGACGAAGAUGCUUCCUCUGAUGCCUACUGCUUUGAGCUGCUCUCCAUGGUUUUGGCACUGAGUGGCUCAAAUGUCGGUCGACAGUAUCUGGCUCAGCAGCUAACUCUGCUUCAGGAUCUCUUUUCACUGCUUCACACAGCCUCCCCUAGAGUCCAGAGACAGGUGACCUCUUUACUAAGACGAGUUUUGCCAGAAGUGACCCCUAGUCGUCUGGCCAGUAUCAUAGGAGUGAAAUCCCUUCCCCCAGCAGAUAUCAGUGAUAUCAUUCACUCAACAGAAAAAGGAGACUGGAAUAAGCUGGGUAUCUUGGACAUGUUUCUAGGAUGCAUUGCCAAAGCACUCACUGUACAGCUAAAAGCCAAAGGAACCACCAUCACAGGAACAGCUGGUACCACUGUGGGCAAAGGAGUCACAACAGUGACUCUUCCAAUGAUUUUCAAUUCCAGUUAUCUUCGACGAGGUGAAAGUCAUUGGUGGAUGAAGGGCUCAACUCCUACCCAGAUCUCAGAGAUCAUCAUUAAACUUAUCAAGGAUAUGGCAGCAGGUCAUCUGUCGGAAGCUUGGUCCCGAGUGACAAAAAAUGCUAUUGCAGAAACCAUCAUCGCCUUGACUAAGAUGGAAGAAGAAUUUAGGUCUCCAGUGAGGUGUAUUGCAACAACUAGACUCUGGCUUGCUCUGGCGUCACUGUGUGUUCUCGAUCAGGACCAUGUAGAUCGUCUCUCCUCAGGGAGAUGGAUGGGAAAAGAUGGGCAACAAAAACAAAUGCCUAUGUGUGAUAACCAUGAUGAUGGAGAAACUGCAGCAAUCAUUUUAUGCAAUGUCUGUGGAAAUUUAUGUACUGACUGUGAUAGAUUCCUUCAUCUUCAUCGACGAACCAAAACUCACCAAAGACAGGUCUUCAAAGAAGAAGAAGAGGCUAUAAAGGUUGAUCUUCAUGAAGGUUGUGGUAGAACCAAGUUGUUCUGGUUGAUGGCUCUGGCAGAUUCUAAAACAAUGAAGGCAAUGGUGGAAUUCCGAGAACACACAGGUAAACCCACUACAAGUAGCUCAGAAGCUUGUCGCUUUUGUGGUUCCAGGAGUGGAACAGAGUUGUCUGCUGUUGGCAGUGUUUGCUCUGAUGCAGAUUGCCAGGAAUAUGCUAAGAUAGCGUGUAGUAAGACACAUCCUUGUGGCCAUCCAUGUGGAGGCGUCAAAAAUGAAGAGCACUGUCUGCCCUGUCUGCAUGGCUGUGAUAAAAGUGCCACCACCCUGAAGCAGGAUGCAGAUGACAUGUGCAUGAUAUGUUUCACCGAAGCCCUCUCGGCAGCACCCGCCAUUCAGCUGGACUGUAGUCACGUGUUCCACUUGCAGUGCUGUCGACGAGUUUUAGAAAAUAGAUGGCUUGGGCCAAGGAUAACAUUUGGAUUUAUAUCUUGUCCUAUUUGCAAGAACAAAAUAAAUCACAUAGUAUUAAAAGAUCUACUUGAUCCAAUAAAAGAACUCUAUGAGGAUGUCAGAAGAAAAGCCUUAAUGAGACUGGAAUAUGAAGGUCUGCAUAAGAGUGAAGCUAUCACAACUCCUGGUGUGAGGUUUUAUAAUGACCCAGCUGGCUAUGCCAUGAAUAGAUACGCAUAUUACGUCUGCUACAAAUGCAGAAAGGCCUAUUUUGGCGGUGAAGCUCGCUGUGAUGCUGAGGCUGGACAAGGAGAUGAUUAUGAUCCGAGAGAGCUCAUUUGUGGUGCCUGUUCUGAUGUGUCCAGGGCUCAGAUGUGUCCCAAACAUGGCACAGACUUUUUGGAAUAUAAAUGUCGCUACUGCUGUUCAGUGGCUGUCUUUUUCUGUUUUGGAACAACCCAUUUUUGUAAUGCUUGUCAUGAUGACUUUCAAAGAAUGACCAGCAUUCCAAAGGAAGAACUACCACACUGUCCUGCAGGUCCCAAAGGCAAACAGUUAGAAGGAACUGAAUGUCCACUCCAUGUAGUUCAUCCACCCACUGGGGAAGAGUUUGCUCUGGGGUGUGGAGUGUGCCGAAACGCUCACACUUUUUAGAACACGCAGAUCCUUUGUCUACAGAGAGAAAAGUUGCCUUCAUCCCUCAAGAGGAUGCGGUGAAGUUUAAACUCUGCUCAGGAUAAGGAGGGGACCAUUUUUACAUCCAUGAAAAUGAACCAUUCACAGUGCAAGAAGGAUGCCAAAUACCAUGUACAUAAUUCUUGCUAUGAAAAGUUUCCCCAUUAUUUUGGUUUAUCUUCUUUUGAACCAAGACAUCAACUUGUGAGGUGUUUGCAUGUGGCCAUUACUCUCAUUGGCCUGUGAAGCAUUGGACAUCUAUAGAUAAUUGAUAUAAAAAAAAAAAUUGCCAUGCCCAAGGACUAAGAAUGAUGCUGGCUUUCAAGCAAAAAAGAAAAAUAAUCAUUGUUUAUUGUAUACUGCCUUUUUGUAAUCCUGUACAAUUGCAUCACGGGUGGGGAUAAAAAGAAGAAUAUUCUGGUUUAUUUCCUAGACUGUUAUUUAAAAAAAAAAAAUUGUGUUAGGACGGCAUAUAAAUGUAAUAAGGAUCACACUGUAUAUAAAGAUAUCAAUGUUUGUCCUGUAUAAGAAUUACUAAACUACAAAUGCAGUUUCAUUUAAACUUCUAGGUUAAGUUUGAGCCUGAAAUUUUAAUGAAGUGCAAUACUGAGUGUGCCUCAUUAUCUUGCAGCUGUAAACAUAUUGGAAUGUACAUGUCAAUAAAACCACUGUACAUUUUUAUACAGUGAUAAAGUCUA